AGAGAGAGAGAGAGAGAGUCCGGAGUGGCGGAUGAGGAGCAGCAGCAGCGCACAGAAACGUCCUCUACAGAUCCACAGAGCAGCGGACCUCCGCAGCAGACUGGACCCGCUGACUGAUCUCAGCUCAGUGCCACCGAACAGAACACUGCACCGGAUCCCCGCCUGUGACACCGCAGUGACGUUCAUUGCCCGGCGGACAUCACUUGGGUCGGGAUGUUCUGGAUGUGAAAGAUGGAGUUUUCCUCCCCUCCGCUGCUGGAUACGCUACCGCUCCGUGUCCGCUCCUCCAGUCCUCCCAGCGCCGCCGACCGGUCUCCAGCCGCCUCCGCCCGACAGGUGAGCAGGUCGGGGACACCGGAGAGCCGGUGGGCGGGUCUGGAGUCCCCGGAGCCCGCAGGCUUGGUACCAGCCGGACAGCAGAGCACCUGACAGACAGCUCCAUGCUGUCCCCCCUCUACCAGGACCAUGGCGGCACGGUGGUGUGGCCCCAGACCUCAUCCUGCUCCUCCUCCUCUCAGGGCGUCCACCGGCCGCUACGCUGCCCCCCUCCCCCGAUCAGCGGGAGCAGCGUGGGCCCCAACCCCACCUACUAUCACGCCGUCUACGACGUCCGGGUCGACCAGUACAGAGAUGUGCCAUUUCUCGGCGGAGGCGGCGGCUACGGGGUCCGGUCCGGUCGAGGCUCCUUGUCCCUGGUCACCAGCAGCACUGACCCCACCGUCCCACUCAUCCGCAGGAGGGGAGGACUGGUGGACCACCGCGAUGUCAUCCUGGCUCACCAGGCACACAAGCGGCACAACACGCCGCAGGCCCGGAGGAAACAGUGGGAAAUGGCGCGUUUUGGAGACGAGCUACCCAACAGGUAUGGAGGAGGAGGAGGAGGAGGUGGUGGUGGCGGUGGUGGCGGGGGUGCCGGCGGACAAGGGGGGCCCGGCCGUGGCGGCAGCAGGCAAGGGGGGCCCCCCGGAGCGCAGCGGAUGUACAAGCAGUCGAUGGCCCAGAGAGCCCGGACCAUGGCCCUGUACAACCCCAUACCCGUCCGGCAGAGCUGCCUAACGGUCAACCGCUCCCUCUUCCUCUUCAGCGAAGACAACCUGGUGAGGAAGUACGCCAAAAAGAUCACCGAAUGGCCUCCAUUUGAAUGGAUGAUCCUCACCACCAUCAUUGCAAACUGCAUCGUCCUGGCUCUGGAGCAGCAUCUUCCUGAUGGAGACAAGACGCCUCUGUCCGAGCGACUGGAGGACACAGAGCCCUACUUCAUAGCCAUCUUCUGUUUUGAGUCUGGGAUAAAGAUCCUGGCUCUGGGUUUUGCGUUACAUAAGGGCUCGUACCUGCGGAACGGCUGGAACGUCAUGGACUUUGUGGUCGUGCUCACCGGUAUUUUGUCGUCAGUGGGGUCUCAGCUCGACCUGAGGACACUACGAGCCGUCAGAGUGCUGCGACCACUGAAACUGGUGUCUGGGAUUCCCAGCCUGCAGGUGGUGCUCAAGUCCAUUAUGAAGGCUAUGAUCCCCCUGCUGCAGAUCGGCUUGCUGUUGUUCGUGGCCAUCCUCAUGUUCGCCAUCAUCGGCCUGGAGUUCUACAUGGGAAAGUUCCACGCGACCUGCUUCGACGAAGUCACACGAGAAGUGGUGGAUGAAUUACCGUGUGGCACAAUGCUGCCGUCCAGGUUGUGUCCGAACGGCACGGUGUGUAGCGGCGGCUGGCUCGGACCAAACUACGGCAUCACCCAGUUCGACAACAUCCUGUUCGCCGUGCUCACCGUCUUCCAGUGCAUCACCAUGGAGGGAUGGACCGACAUGCUCUACUUCAGUAAUGAUGUGGAGGGCAGUGCCUGGAACUGGAUGUACUACAUCCCGCUCAUCAUCAUCGGCUCCUUCUUCAUGCUCAACCUGGUGCUGGGUGUACUCUCAGGUGAAUUUGCCAAAGAGAGAGAGCGAGUGGAGAACCGGAGCGAGUUCCUCAAGCUGAGGCGACAGCAGCAGAUUGAGAGAGAGCUCAACGGAUACCUGGAGUGGAUCUGCAAAGCAGAGGAGGUGAUUUUGGCUGAAGACGACGCCACAGGGAACUUUGAUGGUACGAGGCGAAGGCCAACCAUCAAAACCAAAAACAACAAGACGGAGCUGCUGAACCCUGAGGAAGGAGAGGACAACAUGGGGGACGCAGUGGGUUUCGCCCGCUCCAGUAUAAAGAGCGGUAAGGAUGGCAAUUACAAUAAGACGGAGCGGCGGAUGCGAUUCUUCAUCCGCAAGAUAGUGAAGACGCAGGCGUUCUACUGGACGGUGCUCUGCCUGGUCGGCCUCAACACCAUGUGUGUGGCUGCGGUGCACUACAACCAGCCGGAGCUGCUCUCUGACUUCCUCUUCUAUGCAGAGUUUAUCUUCCUCGCUUUGUUCAUGUCCGAGAUGCUGAUCAAGAUGUACGGUCUGGGCAUCCAGCCCUACUUCCACUCCUCAUUCAACUGCUUCGACUGUGUGGUGAUCGUGGGCAGCAUCUUCGAGGUGGUGUGGGCCACCAUCAAACCGGGCACGUCGUUUGGGAUCAGCGUGUUACGAGCUCUGCGACUUCUCCGCAUCUUCAAAGUCACAAAGUACUGGGCUCCUCUUCGGAACCUGGUGGUGUCUCUGUUAAACUCCAUGAAGUCCAUCAUCAGCCUGCUGUUCCUCCUCUUCCUCUUCAUCGUGGUCUUUGCCUUGUUGGGGAUGCAGCUGUUCGGAGGACAAUUCAACUUUGAAGGCGGAACCCCUCCAACUAACUUUGACACUUUUGCAGCGGCGAUCAUGACGGUGUUUCAGAUCCUGACAGGAGAGGACUGGAACAUGGUGAUGUACGACGGCAUCGAGUCCCAGGGAGGAGUGAACGACAAAGGGAUGGUCUUCUCCAUUUUCUUCAUCGUCCUCACACUCUUUGGCAACUACACUCUGCUUAACGUCUUCUUGGCCAUCGCUGUCGACAAUCUGGCCAACGCCCAGGAGCUCACCAAGGACGAGGAGGAGCAGGAGGAAGCAGCCAAUCAGAAGACAGCGAUGCAGAAGGCUAAGGAGGUGGCAGAGGUCAGCCCGCUGUCAGCUGCCAACCUGUCGAUCGCUGCUAAGGAGCAGCAGAAGAACCACAUCAAGGGCAACAAGUCGGUGUGGGAGCAGAGGACGAGCGAGAUCCGCCGGCAGAACCUGAUGACGAGUCGCGAGGCGCUCUACAACGAGCUAGAGCAGGAGGACUGGAAGGUGGGAGGGGAGGGAGAUGAGGUGUCUUAUCCCCGGAAAGGACGCGGUGAUAUGAAGACGCACCUUGAUCGUCCGUUGGUGGUCAACCCGCAGGACAACCGCAACAACAACACCAACAAGACCCAGCCAGGUGAGCUGCCUCUCGACCAGGAGUACCGGCGCCAGGACAUGGACCACUACCACCGAGCCACCCACUAUCACCGCCACCACCAUCAUCAGAAAGCAGUCGGACCGGACGGCGGAGGGACGGGCCAGCCGGCCGAGACCCGCCUGGAGCACGGCUUCAGCUGCACGUCUCUGGGCAACGUGGAGGCCCAGCAAGGGGAGGAGAGGCACGGCCACCGGAGCCACCGGGGCCACAGGCACAGGAACAGGGAGGGCCGGGAGGCUCGCAGCGUGUCCCCCCACCACAGCGAGGCCGGAGAGGGGAACAACGAACACAGGAAGUCCAGGCAGCACCGCAGGCCGGGCAAGGAAGGGGAGGAAGGCAGAAGACACAGAUCCAGGGGGACGGAGGGAGAGGGGGAGAAAAGUGCGGACGGGGAGGGACGGAAGACGAGACGGCAUCGCCAUGGCAACCAGGAGAGGAGCCGAGGACAUCGCACCAGAAAGGAGCACCACAGCACCUGUCCCAGCCUCUCCACGACACGACCCAUUCAGCAGUACAACGAGGACCUGGACAACUUCCGCAACAACAGCAAGCUGGCCAGCGCCCACGAGCACCCGUACGCCCUCCCACCGGAUCACCCCGACCACCCCGACCACGUCAACAACCUGCUGAACUGCCGCGACGCCGACACCCACACGCUGCUCCACAGCAUGGACAGCCUGAUCCUGACCAGCAUGGCCAAACCCGAGUACACAAAGAUAGACAUGCCACCUGUCUACCCCUACCCCUCCACCAACGCUAUCCUGCAAGUGAACAAAAACGCCAACACUGACCAGAAGAAGAACGAGGAGAAGAAGGAGGAGGAGGACGAAGGAGGAGAUGAAGACGGACCCAAACCAAUGCCUCCCUACAGCUCCUGCUUCAUCAUGUCCACCACCAACCCGUUUCGCAAGUGCUGUCACUACAUCCUGACUCUGAAGUAUUUCGAGUUCAGCAUCCUGUCCGUCAUCGCCAUGAGCAGCAUCGCCCUCGCUGCAGAGGACCCCGUCUGGCCUGACUCACCGCGAAAUAAUGUGCUGCGUUAUUUUGACUACGUUUUCACAGGCGUCUUCACGUUUGAAAUGUUGAUCAAGAUGGUGGUGCUCGGCUUGUUUCUCCACCAGGGCUCCUACUUCCGCGACUUGUGGAACAUUCUGGACUUUAUAGUGGUUAGUGGUGCUCUGGUGGCCUUCGCCUUCACGGGGAGCAGCAAGGGCAAAGACAUCAGUACGAUCAAGUCCCUUCGUGUGCUCAGGGUGCUGCGACCUCUCAAGACCAUUAAACGACUUCCCAAGUUAAAGGCUGUGUUUGACUGUGUGGUCAACUCUCUGAAGAACGUGUUGAACAUCUUGAUCGUCUACAUGCUCUUCAUGUUCAUCUUCGCCGUGGUGGCCGUGCAGCUUUUCAAGGGCCGCUUCUUCUACUGCACGGACGAAUCCAAAGAGUUUGAGCGCGACUGCAGGGGCGAGUACUUGGUGUAUGAUAGAGAUGAGGUCAAAGCCCAGAAGCGGGAGUGGAAGAAGUACGAUUUUCACUACGACAACGUGGCUUGGGCCCUGCUCACCCUCUUCACUGUCUCCACUGGAGAGGGGUGGCCGACGGUGUUAAAGCACUCGGUGGACUCCACCUAUGAGAAUCAGGGCCCUAGCCCAGGUUACAGGAUGGAAAUGUCCAUCUUUUACGUGGUGUACUUCGUUGUCUUCCCCUUCUUCUUCGUAAACAUCUUUGUGGCUCUCAUCAUUAUCACCUUCCAGGAACAGGGGGAUAAGAUGAUGGAGGACUAUAGUUUAGAAAAGAACGAGAGAGCCUGUAUAGAUUUCGCCAUCAACGCCAGGCCUCUGACUCGCCACAUGCCGAAGAAUAAACUCAGCUUCCAGUAUCGCAUGUGGCAAUUUGUAGUUUCUCCGCCCUUCGAGUACAGCAUCAUGGCUCUGAUUGCGCUCAACACCAUCGUCCUUAUGAUGAAGUUUGACGGUGCAUCGGAAACGUAUGAUGAAGUCCUGAAGAACCUCAACAUUGUGUUUACCACCUUCUUCUUCAUGGAAUCAGUCCUCAAGGUCAUCGCGUUCGGCCCUCUGAAUUUCUUCAGAGACGCCUGGAACAUUUUUGAUUUUGUGUCCGUCCUCGGAAGCAUCACUGACAUUUUAGUGACAGAGUUAGGGAACAACUUCAUCAACUUGAGCUUCCUGAGGCUGUUCAGAGCAGCUCGUCUCAUCAAGCUGCUCAGGCAGGGAGAGACCAUCCGAAUCCUGCUGUGGACCUUCGUCCAGUCCUUCAAGGCUCUGCCGUAUGUGUGCCUGCUCAUUGCCAUGCUCUUCUUCAUCUACGCCAUCAUCGGCAUGCAGCUGUUCGGGAAUCUGGCGCUGGAUGAGGAGAGAGAGGGCGCCAUCAACGAGCACAAUAACUUCAGAACCUUCAUCAUGGCCCUGAUGCUGCUCUUUAGGAGUGCUACGGGCGAAGCGUGGCAUGAGAUCAUGUUAGCUUGUCUGGGUGGUAAGGAAUGUGACAAGAACUCAGGGAACUCAGGACCUGAAUGUGGCAGCACCUUCGCCUACACCUACUUUGUCUCCUUCAUCUUCCUCUGCUCUUUCCUGAUGCUGAAUCUGUUCGUGGCCGUCAUCAUGGACAACUUUGAGUACCUGACCAGGGACUCGUCCAUCCUGGGGCCGCAUCACCUGGACGAGUAUGUAAGGAUAUGGGCCGAGUACGACCCCGCUGCUUGCGGCCGGAUCAGUUACACAGACAUGUAUCAGAUGCUAAGACACAUGUGUCCGCCGCUAGGCCUCGGGAAGAGGUGUCCCGCCCGGGUCGCCUAUAAGAGGCUGCUGCGCAUGGAUCUGCCGGUUGCUGAUGACAACACGGUGCAUUUUAACUCAACCCUCAUGGCUCUGAUCAGGACAGCACUGGAUAUAAAGAUUGCCAAGGGCGGUGCAGACAAGCACCAGAUGGAUGCAGAGCUGAGAAAAGAGAUGAUGGCUAUUUGGCCGAACUUGUCGCAGAAGACGCUGGACCUGCUGGUUACACCGCACAAGGCAGCCACAGACUUGACGGUGGGCAAAAUCUACGCCGCCAUGAUGAUCAUGGAAUACUACCGGCAGAGCAAGACGAAAAAGCUGCAGGCCCUGCGAGAGGAACAGAACCGAACGCCAUUAAUGUUUCAGCGCCUGGAACCGCCCUCUGAGGGAGGGGGCACCGACGGCCAGGGGGGCCAAGGCCUGAACGGCCUCCCCAGCACCCAGCCGGACAACCUCAACAGCAUACCUCCUGAGGGUGGCAUGACUGAGAGCCAGUCGUGGGUGACGGCCAAAGCCCAGGAAAUGUUCCAAAAGGGUAACUGGAGCCCCGACAGACCCUACCCCGACGAUCACCACGACAACCGUCACAACUCUCAGAAGGUAGAGAUGAGGGAGAUGGGGCGGGACGGGUACUCCGACACUGAGCCCUAUCACCCAAUGGAUGGGCACGGGCGGACCCUCUCCAUGCCCCGCCUCUCGGCAGACAACCAAAGAGCUCAUGCUGUUUCGACCAUCACCGACACCAGUCCGAUGCGUCGCUCCACCUCCAGCCUGGUCCAUGGGCGUCCGGGUCGGGGCGUAAGGCUGGAUGACUACUCCCUGGAGAGGGUGGUGUCCGAGGAGGGGAGACACGGUGGACGCAGAAACAGGGACAGGAGCCACCGUACCUCACAGCGCUCCCUCACCAGAUACACCGACGCAGACACGGGCCUGGGCACAGACCUCAGCACCACCACGCAGUCGGGCGACCUCCCACCGAAGGAGCGCGAGCGUGACCGCGGCCGGACCAAGGACCGUCGUCACCACCACCACCACCAUCACCAUCACAGCUCCAUGGACAAGGAGCGCUACGGCCCAGACCGCCAUGACUACCCCCACAGGCAUCCCCAUGACCGCCACUGGUCCCGCUCACCCAGCGAGGGGCCCGAUGGACGAGGACACAGACAGGGCAGUAGUUCGGUGAGCGGCAGCCCGGUCCCCUCCACCUCGGGGACCAGCACUCCAAGGAGAGGCCGUCGCCAGCUGCCCCAGACCCCUGCUGUACCCCGUCCACAUGUCACCUACUCCCCCGCUGUCCGAAAGCCGAGCUACGGUCCCCCAGGUCCGGGCCGACUGCGCUCGCCCUCCCCCAGACACUUCUCCCCACCAGACCAUGACAGGGGCUACCACCACCGGCCCCCAUCACGCCAGGCGUCUCCACACCACGGGGGCUCCGGGUCCCGGCACGGUUCUCCACGCUCCCCUCGGCACCAGUCCCCGCGCUCGCCCCUCCACGGCUCACCUAGGUCCCCUCAUCGAGGCCGCUGGAGCGGGCCCCCGCCUGGGGACAGCCUGGAGGGCGACGGGCCCUUCUACGAGCGCGACUACGAGUACGAGCGCCAUCAUGAGCCCCCUGCCUACGAGCAAAGCCUCUCUCAUGGCAACCCACACCCACAUGGGGGAAAUCCUCACCCACACCCACGCUCACCAAGGACUGCCCGCCACGGGCCCCCUCCACCCCCUCACCCACAUCCACGUAGGGUGCCCAAUGGCUACCGCUCAUCCUCACCUUCUCCACAUCGGAGGGGGCCACCUGGGGCGCCACCCCAUCCACACCACCGCCCCCCACAUGCCAGAGGGCCCCGCAAAGGCCUGCAUGAACCUUAUAGUGAGACGGAUGAGGAUGACUGGUGCUAGCAACCACAGGGAGCGAGGGAUAAGGGCAGGAGAGGAGAAGAAGAAUAGCAGCCUCCGGUGCUCUGGCCUUGGAAAUGUAGACUUUUGAUAAAGCGGAGUGGAGUGAAAUGUUGGAGGGGUUUGAACGCACUCCAAACCCUCUACCUUUAGCCCUCGGACUCUAAAUGAGAGGAAAGGGUGGUGGGGAGGGGGGGGGUGAAGGUGCUGCAAAUAGCCUUUUACAAAUUUUGUGUGAGACUCAAAUCAGUGAGAGCAGCACGUGGAUGAACUGAAAAAAGAGACUGCCAAGACACCCGGGGCACAGUGCACCUCCGCCUCUCUCAGUCUCAGAACUAAAGAAUUCCCUGCUUGACCAGCAAGGCCAGGCUGCAGGCGGACGAGAGAGGCGUGGGGCCGGAAAAGCGAGGGAGGAGCAUGUAAAAUGGCCGGGAGUCGAUCGCCGUUUACGAGGCCUGACAGCACUUCUCCCAGACUGUUGCGCGAUUGGUUAGUCUCGCCAGAUGUGCGCUAUCUGUUUGCUGGCCAAGUCUGCAAAUGUAAAAGCCUGAACAUGAGCUGGAACACAGAGUCCACCGCUUUGAUUCUGCUCCUUGAACUGAUAUGUUUAAAGAAGAAUAAAUUAUCAAAAAGCCAGGACCCCCUAACCCUUACAUGCCAAGCUAUGCCUCCAGAAAAAUCAAACUUGAACAAUGAAGAACAAAAAUGAAACUUUACAUGACAAACAAUGAAAAGGAAAAAAAGGGAGAACAACCACUUUAUCUUUAACCUUUUUCCUUUCCAAGGGACAGAACCAGGAAGCUCCGCCUAUACUGCAAAAACCAGCCAAUCACAGUGCUGGCUGAUAUUUGAUGAGUUUUAUCAUCUCUGUUUACUGUUAAAGACUCACUUAAUGCUGACGGAACUGGUGUGACAUCACUUCCUGUCCGGCGGCGGUGGUGGUGGUGGUAGAGGAAGGGGGCGGGGCACGGUGUGGGCUCACUUCCUGUUCGAGUGCGCUUUUGCGGGGGCAGUGAGCUCAGGUAACUUGAGAGGGGAGUCGGACACUUCGUCAAGCCCCUUCCUCCUCGGUUACUCAACCCGGCGCAAGGCGAGGGAUGACCUGACAGGAAAUGACAUCACACAGUUGAAUGGGGCGGAGGAGAGGAAUGGAGGGAUGGGGAAAAAGACUAAUUUCUUCAGUAUUUCUUCUAUCGAUUACUUCUCCUUCUUGUUCUUCUUCGGACAUUGGAGCUUGGUUCUUCUGUUGCAUUCGCUCAGCCUCCUUUGAUCUUUUUCGGAGUCCAAAAUUUGAUGGAAACCUGCAUGAUUGAUUAAAAUACAUUACUAGAGGGGAAAUCUAACUGGUGUGGGUGGGACCUGGGGGCUUUAUAGGAAACUUUGCAUUUAGGUUUUCAAAAAACAGAAGUUCUCUUCUUUCAGACUCUCUCUCUCUCUUGACAUCUCAAAUUGUAGUUUUACUUUUUAUGCGAAACAGGCUUUUGACAGUCGGCCGUUUUUGUUCGUCUCAGUUUUUUCUGCCGACGCCGUUCGAAAGCUGCGUUUCUACGACCAAUUUAAAAAAAGACAGGAAACACGGCAGGAUCACAUUCUCGUUUCCUGUCGCGCUCGAGAAACAAGAGGGAGAACGAGCGGAGAGAAGCGGACUUCUACCACACUUGAUUUAUUAUCGUUAAUGAUGAUAGUCUUAUGAAUAAUGAUAUCAAUGUCAAUGCAAAAUGACGAUGACAAUGAUGAUGAUGAUGAUACUGAUGAUUGAUUGGUUGAUUGAUUGUUUGAUUGAUAGAACUUGUUGCUGUAGAUUUGUUGUCAUGUUAUUUGGAGUUUUAAGUAUGCUAUGUCCAUCUUGUUUACAUCCGUUAUGUUUUUUAUCCCCCCGUUCAAUGACGUUUACCGGGUUCCUGAUGCCUUCCUGCAACUUUUAUGGGGCAAUGACGGCUUGGGAACAUUCACUUAGCAGCGUUGCGUGUUGUAACGCAACUCUUAAGAUACAGUCUCUCUUAUGAAUGGUGGAGGUAGAGGUCAGGGGAGCUUCAGUACCUGACUUCCAACGAUUCGUGGGGUCAGCACUCUUGUCGAGCCAACCCAAAGAUCAAGACUUCACGCUCAGAUGCAGGAGUAGAUCAUAUCAUGUCUGCCUUUUACACUGCAGAGGCUUCAGACAACCCUGUUUUACUGACGUUAAACUUCUACCAUGAUUGAAUUCUUCCACCUGCAGCCAAAAAAACCUACCAAUUUUAAUCUUUUCCCUCUGUCGGGCUCUGUAGUUUUGUAGUGAGAUCGGUUGCCGGCAGUCACAGCACAGUAUUGGUGGUACAGUGUUGGUGUCAGUAUUAGGUGGUGUUGUUCUCUUUUUUUGCCACCAGGGGGCAGUUAUCAGCACACAUCCUCCCCACCUUCCCCACUCUAAAGGACAGCCUCCGGGCCACUUCCUGGUUUCUAGACCUGGAGUGAAACCUCCUGUAUCUUUGUAAGAUUAAUAGAUGGAGUCCAGUCCUAGUCAGGAAACGUGGAUGUAGCCCAGGAGACGCCAUAUCUGUCCGUUUGUCGGUUCGUAAGUCCUUCUGUCUGCCCGUCUGUGCCAAUGCUGACCUCCCCUCCAGCCCCUACUCUCAGGUCUGGAUAACCAGAGAACAGUCACCAAAAUCACCGAUCAUACGAGGUUGUAGCAAAGCUGAAAACCUCCUCUGCCAAAACCUACUUCAGUAUCCACCAACCUCUCUGUCUCUCCUCAUCUACCUUUUCCUUUCUUUUCUGUCCAUUUGCUUCGACAUCUGUUCUUUCAGCUUGCCAGAGAGCGACACUGAAGACACUAAAAGGCAUCACAGGACAGAAACACAUAGGAAUAAUAAUUUCAUCCUUAUUGUUAUAUGAGGGACAACAAUUAUUGAAUAUUCAAUAACUCUAGGACAAGAUGAUAAAGUAUAGAUAACUAUAGAUGAUAAACUAAAUCUAGACAUAAUGCAGUAGAUGUAGUUAUAGAUAACAGAGUAUAAUUAGAGUUUCAGAUAUUUAUUUAUUUUGCAUACCGUUCAUGCUCAUGACACGGUUGACGAUCUAGCUACUCUUGAAAACUUGCGCUGUUUUUCGUCGCAGUCGCUGAAGCCAGAAAACAAACCCCAGUCCACGUGUUUUUGACUCUAUGCAGACCUCAUGAGCAUCCUUCAUUGUAUUAUUUUGUUAACUGCAACGCUGUGGUACUGUAACAACAGAUUAAUGAAACACGGAGGAAAAAAAAAUGUAUCGGAUCUGGGGAAAAAUGUGAAGAUCGACACCACGUUUGCACACGUCACUUGACAUCACACCUCGCAAUGAAGCCGCUUUCGUUCAUGUUACCUCUGUCGCUGUCUUUUUUCCCUCCCUCCUCCCGAUGAUUCUCCCCCCUCUCCAUCUUUCUCUCCUCUCCCGAAAUAAUGUGUCGCCUCCAGGCCUCGCAGUUGAGCAUAAGCGUAAUGAAGAAGGGGAUGGGGGGGGGUUUUGUUUUUCAUUGAUUGUCGAUUUGUUUGGCGGGAGUCGAGGGGCGCAAACCCGAAAAAAAACCCUCUGCCCUCACCUCCCAUCAAGAGAGGUUACGGCAUGUGGGGAUACUUCCCAAAUACCCCCUACAGAGCCACAGUGCCUUCUGUAUCAGAGUCACAUUCGUCACCCACCCCCAGAUUUCCUCGCCCCUGGCCGCUCCCGUCCGUCCCCCCUUUUCCCUCUGUAGUAGUUGAGAUCAACCACACUACGCCUUAAAAAGUCGAGUCCAACCGGCUCCCAUGCUAACAUGGAGAGCGGUGAUUUUGAGACUGGGCCGCGGUGAGGAAACCAAGCCAAGAGGGUAGACUUGGACGUAGGAAUCAGUAUCACAUCCGGUAAUGGGCUUUAAACUUUCCAUCCAAACAUACACAAGUUUUUUGUAAGAGUUGCCAAAAAAAAAAUCAAAAGAGAUCCACGCAGUUUGAAUCAGAGCUUCGUGGGUUUCGAGUUUUAACGAUUCAAACAGUCAUCGUUGACAUACCGGAUGCUGCAAAGCAAGCUAGCCCUCUUGGCCUCACCUCCCUAUUGUAGGAACAGGUGUGGCAUUGUUGUGUCCAUCGCGGAUGUGUUACGCGGGUCCAGUUUCAGGCGGUGUAGUGAGAGGUUUACAGAGGUGCAAAGCAGUUUGCUUACUUCUCAGGUCCCUCUAGAGUUAGGUAGCUAGGUAGUUAGACCACGUAGGGAAGCUAAAGAAAACAAGCAAGCCUCAGAUUGAGUUAUUGUAUGGUUUUACCCGGCAUGGCGUCAGACGUUGUAAUGUUAACAACCUCCCCCCCACCCACCACCAACACCCCUCACCCCCAACCUCCCCCGUCUUCCUUCACUAACCCACAUCACACCCAUCAGCAGCCUGCCAACGCACCAACACCCGACGCCAAGCGUGUUGACUGACAGGCAGGAAAAAACCCACCUCCAUUUUGGCUCUCCACGACACCACUCGCUUGUCCAGAAUUGUAACAGCGGAUCCAAAAUGGCCGACACACAACACUGCCCUUGUGUGAAAGCAUGUUGUGUGUGUGUGCUUUUUCCGAGAACAAAAUCCCAUUCUUUCGGAAGAAAAGUGAACAUCCGAUCUUUCUUUCUUUCUUUCUUUCUUUCUUGUUGAUUCACUGACUUUCCUGAAUGGAGUUAGGGGGGGAUUACAAGGUUUUUUGCUCAGUCAUGCUUUCUCUCCACCUCCGCUUUCCACGUCUUCACCUCCGGCGUCUGUCUCCCAUCAGUCUUAACCUCCUGACUUUAUCAUUCUCUUUAUGUUCUUCUUCGUUAUGGAACGAAGAGAAAAAAAAAAAAAAAAAAAAAAAAAAACCUAACAAAACCCGCACCAACCCAUCCACUCAGUCGGCUGUGAAAUUGUGUCAGUGGGUCAGUCGUGAGGCAACGUGUCGACAAAAACACGAAUAAGGGCUCUCUUUAAAAAAAAAAAAAAAA
Acanthopagrus latus (yellowfin seabream) is the source of this 13007-nucleotide messenger RNA. It is a transcript of the gene cacna1ab, whose product is annotated as calcium channel, voltage-dependent, P/Q type, alpha 1A subunit, b. The coding region runs from base 441 to 8063 and encodes 2540 amino acids. The record is from RefSeq and is a predicted model, not a curated record. NCBI's taxonomy places the organism in Eukaryota, Metazoa, Chordata, Actinopteri, Spariformes, Sparidae. Gene Ontology annotation, cellular component: membrane; voltage-gated calcium channel complex; neuronal cell body. The transcript is spliced from 50 exons. Gene Ontology annotation, molecular function: high voltage-gated calcium channel activity; calcium ion binding. Gene Ontology annotation, biological process: calcium ion import across plasma membrane; chemical synaptic transmission.